GUUUCAGUCGCAACGUUCCAGAAUGAUUUUAAAGAAACGACUCCGGAUGUUUUUAACAACAAGCCUGACAUCUGCUCGUCCUACUAGAGUAGUUGUACGAUCAGGUGGCAUCGUUUUGGCAAGCGGGCGCUGAGGCGUCUCGGCACGGCACUGUCCCGAAGGGGUUCGUCGUUGGAGGGGAUGAAGCAGCUGGGGUGGCUGGAGCUACCUCGAACGCGAGCCCGCGGUACCUACACGCUGGGUCUGGGUUUGGCCGGGUCGCGGCGGGUCCUGCGCAGCCAAAGAGACAGAGGCAGAAGCGGAGACAGAGGGUCGAGGCACAGGCAGAGGCAGAGGUAGAGGCAGAGGCAGAGGCAGAGGCAGAGGCAGAGGCGGAGGCGAGUAAAAGCGAGCUAGCUGGUAUAGCAAGCAGCCAGGUAGAGCAGCAGGCAAGCAGGCGAGCGAACAGGCACGGACAGCCAGACAGGCAAGCGAAGCAAGCACGACCAAGCACAACCACCGGGCCUGCGAGCCACCCUCGCUCAACCCUACACCCUCGAAUCGCUUCCCCCACCCACCGUCGCCUCGUACACCCCUCUUCUACGUCGUUCUUCGCACUCCUACUCCUUCCCCUGUGCUUUCAGCCGCCUCGUUCGUCCGUACGUUCGCUCGGUCGGUUCGUCCAGCGGUUCCGUUCUCGUCGCGUCGAGUGGCUGCGUGUUUCAAUCAGACUGUUGGCUCGAUCGUCCGCGGACCAUCCCCGCUAACUCGCUCGGUGUGUCGUCCAUCCUUCCUGGAGCGCCCCCGGAACCGCGUCGCGCUGGCUUUCGUCGCGUUCACGCCGCCCUUCCGUCUGUUUUCUCUCGUCUCGCCCUCGACAGACCGGAGACAGACACAAGGGGUUGAUCAUCCCCAGUGACAAGGAGUAACGGAGGGAGAGAGAAAGAGAGGCGGCUCGUCGCGAUACGAACCCCGGACUCGCACGGCAGAUACGUACUCUGCGUGGAAUCACGGCGAGGAAGGACCGUAUCGAAUAUUCGUAAAAGUUGUGCUUGUGAUACGCGACCAGUGACGGCAAGAUGACGAUCGGAAGGAGCGACGCCCGUCAGAGGAGGCCUCUGUGACUCCCGAGAUCACGGAGCCGCAGUCACGCCGGGUCUAAGGACACACACGCGCCUCGCAGCGGCUCACCAAGGCUGUCCUCGCAGGGGCGACGAGUCCUGAGUACCUAGGCCGGUCGUUCAACGUGGCCGAUCCUUGGACAUGGUGAGGGGGCAUGUCGAUGUGCCGGCGGUUCCUGCUGAUCGCAGCCGCGAUCACGGUCUCGAUCGAGGCUGGCUCCGCUAGUCAUCCAGGGAUCUCGCCAGGCUAUCCUGGAUAUCCUGGCUUCGCUGUUCGCUCCAGCCUGACGACCUCCGAGUCCCCGUCGAGCGUCGCCGUCACGCCCACGCCAAACCUGGACAAUGUGCCUACCUGCAGACCUUCCGAGUACCUAUGCGGCACAGGAAACUGCGUCGCCCAGGACAAAUACUGCGACGGCGAAAAUGACUGUGGCGAUAAGUCCGACGAGCCGAUAUAUUGCACCCCGUGCAACAGAACCUUGUACGGUGACGUUGGCAGGACCUACAGGGUGGAGGUCCGUAGGCCGAGGGAGGAUCGACUGCCGUUGCUAUGUCAUCUCAACUUCACCGCCGCCGGGUCUGACCUCGGAGACCUAGUUCAGUUGACCUUCGACACUUUCACCGUGGGCCGAUUCCUGUCGUUCACGUCCGAAGGAUGUCCCGACGGCUUCAUGACCAUCCGCGAGGAGAGUCGUCCCCCUACCGGAGGACAAUGGUGCGGGAGCGCAUGGGGAUACACCGUUUAUUAUAGCGAAACUGCUUCCAUCAACUUGACCUUGUAUUUGUUGCGGCUGUCCGAGGAGGGUAGCGGCUACAAAAACUUCGACUUCAAAUUGUCGUACAAGUUCCUGAGACGCAGCGAGGCUCAUCUCAGAUACGGGAACAGCAGCAUGUCCACGUGGAGAGGGGAGCUGGUAAACGGCACUUACUGCGAUCGUGUCCUCACCAAGUGCGACACGCGAGCCUGUCGACUUCAGUCGCCGAAUUACCCGGGUGUUUAUCCUAGAAACGUCACUUGCUAUUACCGGGUGGAGCAGAAUCGAGCGCCGUCCGGCCAUCGGGCGUUGCUGGCCGUGAGUCAGCGGAACAGUCAUAAAAUACACAUCAAGGACCAGCUCGCGAAGUACGACGGCAGCCAAAGGGUAUUGAGAGUGUGGGAUCAAUGCAACGUGGUCCAGGAUUACUUGACGGUAUACGACGGAGGAUCGACCUCCGAUAAAGUGUUGGUCAGACUCUGCGGAGGGGACGCCGUGCCUGACAUUGUUAGCAGCCAUAAUACGAUGCUCUUGGAAUUUCACACAUCGCCGUACGACAAUCCGUUCCAUCCCGUUCCUUUGUCGUUUCUGCCAGGAUUCGAGCUCGAGGUUCAGGUGAUCUUCGUGGACGAGAAGUCGCGGAGUUUCGUAAAGGAGAACAACAAUUGCGAUUUUUAUAUAUCCAGCGACGAGAGUUCGUCGGGAGCGUUGGAGAAUCCCAAGCACUCGUUGCCUCCGAACACGACCUGUCGCUACCACUUCCAAGGAAAGCCGAACGAGAUCGUCUGGUUGUCCUUCGUCAAGUAUUACGCCGCCAGUGCGGACGCCGCGGCGAGCAUCGACGUUGCGUCCGAUUGCAACGCGAAACUUCUCAUCUGGGACGGUGACCACACCCUAGAUAAAUUAAUUCCCGCUCGUAAGAAUAUUACGCUGAUGGGUCAGUUUUGCAAGGACGACACGCCACGACUAUGCGACCACAGCCUGCUGCGAAACGGGAGCCGCUACACGAGACCCUGUAGUCUCGCGGAGAGCUACGUGUCGACCGGUAGAGACCUCACCCUGGAACACAUUCUACGUCAAGGAAGUGCGCUUUACCCGAUAAGCUUCGUACUGCGAUACGAGUUCGUGCACGAGGCGGUUUCCUGCAACCACGCGUUCGGCUCCGUGUCGACUUCAUCCACGUCUUCCACGUCCUCUUUAUCCUCGUCGUCGUCGUCGUCCUCGCUCUCGUCCUCCGCCAAUUUCGGCAAGUUCGCGUCGCCGAAAAGUGUGUUCUUCUACGGGCGCGGUGGUGCGCAGAACGUUAGCUGUGUUUACCGUUUCGAGGCUGAACCCGACCACAGAAUAGAACUGUCCAUAACGAGAGCCUCGUUCGGGGACAAGGGAUGUUCCUCCUACGUGGAUCCGCUGGUCAAUCGGUGGACCUGCGAUCGCCGCGUAACCGAUUCUACCAAGUACGGCACCUCGGAGCUCGUCGUCUCCGAGUAUCCCUGGCAAGGGGUGGAAUUGGUGCGCGACUGCUUGUGCUCGAACGUAAGCGAAAGAAUCGUCCUGCGAACUCUGACGUCCAACGUGGUCGAGGUUCGAUUCGCCGUGACACUGAUGAACGUCACCCAGGACUACAGGGACUUCUUCUUCGAGGGUGAGUACCGCUUCGUCGCCCUGGAAGGGGAAGCGAGCGAGCAAGUUUGCUCGACGAAGCUCGAGGAACGACGAUUGCGCGGGACCAGCGGAGAAAUCUCUCUGAGAAGCCCUCUUCCACGGAUCAUUCCUGGGGUGGCAGCCGUGGAGGAGAUCCUGGCCAACACGGAGGACCUCACCGCGACCCAGUGCGUCAACGAACCCUGGCUGAUCGAGCCAGAGGACGCGCGUAUUAAUUUCCUGUACCUAAGAACCGCCGGGUACAGCAUCACUUUGGACAACGUCGAGGAAUGCAGGACGUUGAACCGUAUCAUCGUUUAUUCGGCGUCCAACACGAAGGAUCGCAGUGUAAUUUGUCCCGAGAGCGGUAUCAGCCACGACGCCAGGACGGUCGACUUUUUCUCUGGCGGUUGGAACUAUACCGCGAUAAACGUCACCGUGGCGAUGACGCAACAUUCCAGAAGCUUUAUAGUCGAAUUCCUUCAAAGGGAGCCCGGCUUCUAUGCUGUCACGUGGAUAGCUAUCUCUAAGCGGUCUCCUACUCCAAGCGUUGGUCCAAACGUCUUCACCGUACUACCCCAAGAGGAAUGUCCUUACAGGUGUCCAGAGAUCCAGGCGUGCAUAAGUUCGGUUUUAUGGUGCGACGGCAUCCGUCACUGUCCAUCGGGCUUCGACGAGGAGGAAGCCAACUGUUCGUACCGCUUCAGCGUGACUUUGCUGUACGUGGCCGUCGGGGCCGGUGCGCUCGGUAUAUUCUUGAUCCUGUUGCUCGCCACUGGCUGCCUCAAGUAUUGCCUCUACCGCCACAAGGCGCGGAAGAAAAAGAAGAACGUCGCCGUGAACGUGAACCACCUCCACGUGAAUCACACGCACCACAACAACGGCCUCACCGGAAGUCGCUUGAGCGGGCGCUACAACCUCGCCACGCCGCAGGAGAUGUACCUGGAGAAUUACGGGAAGGACAGUAUUUGUUGACAAUACGCCAUCGCCGAUAUCGAGACCACCGUGUGAAUAAUUGCAGGAUUUUUAAAAUUACACUUACCUCGCAGGGGCCUCUGGAUCCCUCCCGCGGAUGAACUGAACGAGAAGCAGACGAACCGUCGACUGCUCGUUCCCCCAACCGACAAAAAGAAACGUCGACAGACGCGCAGAAAACAUAUACGCAAUAAUCGUAAUUCCGUAGACCAAUUCUCGAAGGCAUUUAACGAACGGGUCCGAGUUGCUGGCGAGUAUCAGCGAUGAUCCACGGUACGCUUCAAUCGUCGUUCGUGUCUAAGAAUUCGCGAACGUGUCGCGUGUUCAAAGAUACCGAUCCGUACGAAACAAGGUGAGUCCUUUUGCAGCAGCACCUGUUCGCUUCCAAACGUACCGUCAACCUGCGUUUCUGGUUUUACAGUAUUUCAAACGUAUCGUGGAUUUUUCGGUUAGGCGAAACGUAGAUCGAAUCGCGCGAUGCUCGCGCGUAUGGUUUUCGCGAGAAAACCGCGGUAUCACGGUAGCUCUAGGAACACACGUUAGGUUAAAAGCGGUGAAACGGAGAGCGUGUAGAGCGCGACGGGUUCAAAUUAAAGAAACGAAAACGAAGAGUAAAAGAUAAAGGGGAGGGGGGUUGGGGGGGAGGGGAUGCGAAACGCAAGUAUAUGCUUUUAAAACGAAGUAGGAAACGAAAUUUGCAUCGGGAGAGAGAAUUUUAUCGCGGUCGAGUGCCGAAGGGAGUGCCACAAACGUCCACGAUGGGAAACGACGACGGUGAACGGAAUUUUUGGCGGGAAUACGUGGGGAAACGACGACGGCGCACGAGUCGAGAGUCACGCGAUACGGAUCGAUACGAAUCGCAUGGGAACGUCGGGGGAUUAAAAGCGAAACUACUGUGAUUUACACUCGAAACGAGAGAAAGAUAAAAAAAAAGUAAACGCUCGAGAUCACGUGUCACGAAAAAAUAUGUAAAAGAAAAAAAAAUCGUAAAAAAAAAGAAGAAGAAGAAGAAGAAGAAACAGGAAGAUAAUUUCGACCGACGUUUGUCACUUUCAAAGUCUGUUUUACUUUAUAAUUUUAUAAUUGUCAUACAACUGUCCGAACGACUGAAUUCCGAACGAAUUCAUACGCGAUUUAUCCUAAGAAUUGUUACGACCAAAAAAUCAACCACGUGUUUAUCACCGACCCUCCCGUUCCAUCACAUUAUCGAAUCGAUCGGGGUGUAAUCUGCGUCGAUCCGUCGAUCGAUUCCGCCGUUUUUUAUAAGAGACGCGCAACCAGCACGUUCGUUAACGCGGGAGCGUAGCGGCGCCCUCGUGAAUCGCCAUUACGUAUUCGCUGCCGAUGGCGAUGGAUCGAGCUCCAGACAAAGAGAUUAUACAGAUUACUAUAUAAGAAAUUAUAUAUCUAUGUAAUUAUAGCUAUCGUUAUAUACGUAUCUAUGUAAUCUCUUUGGUUCCAGACGAUUACGAGCAGAGCUGGGCACAGGGCCGGCGCCCCGAUGCAACUUCCAAUUUAGACGUCCCCUUCUAACUAAUGUUACGCGAAUUGAACAUAAACGAAACCUGGGUUUAUAUUAACAUGUAUCGAACAAGAUGUAAUAACACUUUGUUACAUAACAAUAUUAUUGCACAAAUUAUCAAGUGUGGACAGUCUUGUUUAAAACUUAUUUUCCUCGCUCUUAAACUAGGAAUCUCGUUGAUAAUUAUAUACCGUCGCUCUGCGAAGCUACACUCGAGCACGAUUGCGUUCAUCCUUGUCGAUUAAACGAUUUUUCUAUUCCUUCGAAGAAGCGCUCCAUCGUUUACCACCACGCGAAGCCGGCCCUGUCUGGGCAAACUGUAUUUCAAAUUCGAUCGAGGCGUAAACGUUUCGAAGUAACAUUUACGAGUUAUUUAGAUUUAAACAACUAUCGACUCGUUUGAGAUAAGAGCAUUUUUAAACAUGAUAAUUUAUUCGAAUAAAAUCGUUUCACUCUUUUUCUUUCUUUCUUUCUUUUUUUUUUUUUUCAUUUCGAUCGACACGGAAAUAAAGUAACAUGUUUAAGACGACGAAUCGAAUAACAUUGUUUCGGGGGUGCCCAGAUCCGAUUAUCCAAACGCUACUAUAUACAGGGCUUAACUAACUCGAGUCACUUUGAGGACGAACCGGGAAGUCCUUAGAGGCUAAACAAACUCCGGACGCCGGAUAUCCUAUGCUCCUGCAUUAAACUGAGAUCCUUACCUAUUCAGAUUUCAUAAGUAAAUAACGUUUAUCGAAGAUGAUAUGACAUAUAGUUAAAUCACACAUGUAACCUAGGUUUGAUAUCGACGCGCGAGGCUUGUGACUGGGACGUAGAGAUCGAUGUAUAGUUGAUUAUCGUUUAAACGUGCGCGAAAACGAGAGAAACAAUGGGCAAACAGAAACGACACAACGCGUACAUUGUAACCUCCCCCCUUGUUACGAAUGUGUCGACUAUUAAAGGCACGCGUGCGAGGAGAGGAUUCACAUUUACAUACCCACGUACAUACAUGCACACAAACAGAUACGUAUGGUAAAAAAAAAAGAAAAGCGCGUAUAACUUACGUCUGUAUGCUGUGAUAGAAGUAAGCGUAUCAACAAUCGGAA
Molecule: messenger RNA, 7078 nt
Organism: Hylaeus anthracinus
Lineage: Eukaryota; Metazoa; Arthropoda; Insecta; Hymenoptera; Colletidae
Exons: 13
Coding region: 1256-4471 (1071 amino acids)
Cellular component (GO): plasma membrane
Molecular function (GO): protein binding
Source: RefSeq, a predicted model, not a curated record